Molecule: messenger RNA, 4364 nt
Organism: Oncorhynchus nerka (sockeye salmon)
Lineage: Eukaryota; Metazoa; Chordata; Actinopteri; Salmoniformes; Salmonidae
Product: syndecan-1-like
Exons: 5
Coding region: 359-934 (191 amino acids)
Biological process (GO): cell migration
Cellular component (GO): cell surface; membrane
Source: RefSeq, a predicted model, not a curated record
GGAUUUAACUGACCUGCUUAUCACCUGUUUUGAGCAGUAGAUGGUGCUUCUUGCCAGUCUCCAGUUUAUACUCAAGACUAAUUUUCAAUAUCAAUUGUUUUAAAGUAGUUUCUAAACCGGUUGCUGAAUGUCUGUCUACAUUCUGCAGAGCACACAAUUUAAUUUGAGUCAAAAAAAAAUCUUACUCUGAUCCUGUGUCCGACUCAGACAUUCUCACUAUUUGCUUCUGUAAACAGAGGGCGGGGCCUUGAAUCCCGCCACAGGUAGGUUUAACGUACACCUGUACUACUAUGAGACGGAAAAUACAUUUUAAGACCUACACUAGUAGUAAUAAAAUCACUGCAGACGACAAGAUACAAUGAGGACUUUAGUGAUUUCCACUUUACUGUUUGCUAUGGGCACAUGUUUACCUGCAAUAACCACAUCGUAUUCUAUUCCUCCAGAAGACCUGGAUGGAUCGGGACAUGAUCUGGAAAGUUCUGGCUCAGGUUCAGGGGAACGGGCAGAAGUGUCCAAAGGCUCAGUGAGGUUUACCACUAUCUCAACAUUUACAAUGACAAUGAGUGAAGAUGACUUAAUGUUCAAUGCCAUUGAUGAAGAGGAUAAAACCAUCCCAAUUAUAAUGACAGACAACACCAGAAAUAAAAUAUCAGAGGACUCAGACUUGACCUUUGACAAAAGGCCUAAGCUAGAUGACAACAACGGAUCAGCCAUUGGCAAUGUGGCAAAGAGCGGGGGUCUUCUAGCAAACAAAGAAGCUCUUGCAGCUAUUAUUGCAGGAGGAGUGGUGGGACUGGCCUUGGCUGCCUCCCUGUUAACACUCAUGGUCUAUAACAUGAAGAAGAAAGAUGAAGGAGGCUACACUGUCAACCAGAAAAACACAUCUAACGGAGGAUAUCAGAAACCGAAGACCAAGGAGGAGUUUAUUGCCUAACUUCCCCUCAAAGACAAAAUAAUGUCUCAACCCAGCAGAUUUGUUUGAAGAGUUCAUUUUUGAGAGAAAGAAGUUGGUUGGGUUUGCGCCAGGAGAAAAUUCACAGCAGAAAAUGCAAACUUGUGGUGUAUUCGAGGUUUAAAAAGACGGUAACACUUUACUUGACACCCAGCAUCAUAACAGAUAACAUGGUCAUAACCAUGUCAUAAUACGUCAUAACAGCUGACAUAACUUGUCAUAUGGUCACAACACUGUCAUGACACAUAAUAAACAGCAAAAAAAGAAACGUCCUCUCACUGUCAACUGUGUUUAUUUUCAGCAAACUUAACAUGUGUAAAUAUUUGUAUGAACAUAAGAUUCAACAACUGAGACAUAAACUGAACAAGUUCCACAGACAUGUGACGAACAGAAAUGGAAUAUUGUGUCCCUGAACAAAGGGGGGGCGUCAAAAUAAAAAAUAACAGGCAGUAUCUGGUGUGGCCACCAGCUGCAUUAAGUACUGCAGUGCAUCUCCUCCUCAUGAACUGCACCAGAUUUGCCAGUUCUUGCUGUGAGAUGUUACUACACUCUUCCACGAAGGCACCUGCAAGUUCCCGGACAUUUCUGGGGGGAAUGGCCCUAGCCCUCACCCUCUGAUCCAACAGGUCCCAGACGUGCUCAAUGGGAUUGAGAUCCGGGCUCUUCGCUGGCUAUGGCAGAACACUGACAUUCCUGUCUUGCAGGAAAUCACGCACAGAACAAGCAGUAUGGCUGGUGGCAAUGUCAUGCUGGUGGGUCAUGUCAGGAUGAGCCUGCAGGAAGGGUACCAUAUGAGGGAGGAGGAUGUCUUCCCUGUAAUGCACAGCGUUGAGAUUGCCUGCAAUGACAACAAGCUCAGUCCGAUGAUGCUGUGACUCACCGCCCCAGACCAUGACAAACCCUCCACCUCCAAAUCGAUCCCGCUCCAGAGUACAGGCCUCGGUGUAAAGCUAAUUUUUUCAACGAUACACACGAAUCCGACCUUCACCCCUGGUGAGACAAAACCGUGACUCAUCAGAGAAGAGCACAUACAACAGACCUACAAGCCCUCAGUCCAGCCUCUCUCAGCCUAUUACAGACAGUUUGAGCACUGAUGGAGGGAUUGUGCAUUCCUGGUGUAACUCGGGCAGUUGUUGUUGCCAUCCUGUACCUGUCCUGCAGGUGUAAUGUUCAGAUGUACCGAUCCUGUGCAGGUGUUGUUCCACGUGGUCUGCCACUGAGAGGACUGUCCUUCAGCUGUCCUUCUUGUCUCCCUGUAGCACUGUCUAAGGUGUCUCAGUGCGGACAUUGCAAUUUGUUGCCCUGGCCACAUCUGCAGUCCUCAUGCCUCCUUGCAGCAUGCCUAAGGCACAUUCACACAGAUGAGCAGGGACCCUGGGCAUCUUUCUUUUGGUGUUUGUCAGAGUCUGUAGAAAGGCCUCUUUAGUGUCUGAAGUUUUCCUAACUGUGACCUUAACUGGUCACAAUAAAAGAUCCCAGAAAUGUUCCAUAUGCACAAAAAGCUUAUUUCUCGCAAAUGUUGUGCACAAAUUUGUUUACAUCCCUGUUAGUGAGCAUUUCUCAUUUGCCAAGAUAAUCCAUCCACCUGACAGGUGUGGCAGAUCAAGAAGCUAAUUAAACAGCAUGCCCAUUACACAGGUGCACCUUGUGUUGGGGGCAACAUGCCACUAAAAUGUGCGAUUUUGUCACACAAUACAAUGCCACAAAUGUUUCAAGUUUUGAGGGAGAGUGCAAUUGUCAUGCUGACUGCAGGAAUGUCCACCAGAGCUGUUGCCAGAUAAUUUUAUGUUAAUUUAUUUACCAUAAACCGCCUACAAUGUCGUUUUAGAGAAUUUGGCAGUACGUCUAAAUGGUCUCACAACUGCAGACCACAUGUGGCAUCAUGUGGGCGAGCGGUUUGCUAAUGUCAAUGUUGUUAACAGAGUGUCCCCUGGUGCCAAUGGCAACAAACAGAAUUGCAUUUUGUCGUUGGCAAUUUGAAUGCACAGAGAUACCGUGAUGAGAUCCUGAGGUCCAUUGUUGUGCCAUUCAUCCGCUACCAUCAAAUCACCUCAUGUUUCAGCAUGAUAAUGCACGGCCCCAUGUCACAAGGAUCUGUACACAAUUCCGGAAAGCUGAAAAUGUCCCUACAUACUCACCAGACAUGUCACCCAUUGAGCAUGUUCUGGAUCGACGUGUACAACAGCGUGUUCCAGUUCCCGCCAAUACCCAGCAACUUCACACAGCCAUUAAAGAGGAGUGGGACAACAUUCCACAGGCCACAAUCAACAGCCUGAUCAACUCUAUGCAAAGGAGCUGUGUAAUGCUGCAAAACCAGAUACUGACAAGUUUUCUGAUCCACGCCCAUACCUUUUUUUAAGGUAUCUGUGACCAACAGCAUUUCUGUAUUCCCAGUCAUGUGAUUAGAGCUUAAUUCAUUUUUUUCAAUGGACUGAUUUCCUUGUAUGAACUGUAACUCAGUAAAAUCUUUGAAAUUGUUGCAUGUUGUGUUUGUUUUUAUUCAGUGUAUAUGUCACAACAGGUGUAAAUAUAUGAGUCAUGACAGUGUUAUGACCAUAUGACAGGUUAUGACAAGUUAUGUCAGCUGUUAUGACAUUUUAUGACAUGGUUAUGACCGUGUCAUAAACGCUGGGUGUCUAGUAAAGUGUUAUCAAAAAGGCUUCUAAAGUUAAUUUCAAUUUUAAUACAUAUUUGCCCUUAAUAAAAAUGAAUCAAUCUCAACAAAUAUUUCUUAAUUAUAAUCCACACAAUAAUUCAGAUUUCCUUUUGCUUAAGGUUUAUUUUCCUGCUGUGAGAAACUGGUCACAUUAAGAUCCUACACAUGUAAUUUCAAGUUUUUUUUAGAGUAAGGAACAGGUUUAUUUAAAAUCAAAGUACAUUUUGUAUUACUGUUCCACAUUUGUAAUUAUGUUAUCUGUAACAUGUGUGUACUGUGUGGAUAUUAUACACCUUGAUGUAAUGGACACUUUACAUACAACUGUGUUGAAUGUAAUUAAUAUAGUGUGGCCUUGAGACUAAAGUGUACCUUGUAGUUGUUUGUCCUAUGUCUAAUCCCUUAUUGCUUAAAUAGGAGCGGAAAUUGACCUCUCUAACACAAUACACUCCUUGUGUUGCAACAGUGAGAAGCACCUUAUCACAAAGCAGAGCCAUAUAAUAACCAUCUAUCUCUCUGACUCUGAAUCACCGAGGUCAUAAAGAACUAUAUUACUAAAUUUCUGUACCAGUUUCUAUGUUUUACCAUGCAAAAACACAUUUCUAAGAUAUUUUCACAUGUUCAUAGAGAAACUGUAGACAUUUUUAAAUGUAUAUUUAUAGGUCCAUGUGAGUGGAAUAUUGUUAUGUGAACCAUAACUGUUGUUCUGCUUAUAUCUUAAUGCGUUUUCUGCACUCAUUAAAAAACAUUUGCAUACAA